UUAUUAUCCAAGCAACAUCGUUAAACAUUAGAAGUUUCUCUGAUAAUGGCGAAUGUGAAUAUGUUCAGUAUCCACCUGAAAUUUUAGCCCCGAUACCUCUUCUCAAAAAAUGUCUUUCUCCAAUCAAUGAAAUAGCCAUUUAUCCGGAUGAUCCUAAUUACUACGAAUGCAUUAAAGUUGCCAAUUGUCGAAAUAUCUAUUUUCCUGUGGUAGUGAUUUAUGUUACUAAAGUUUCGGAUAUUCAAAUAUCUAUUAAUUGUGCAAACGCUUUAAAUAUUUCGGUAACUGCUAGAUCUGGUGGUCAUUCUUUUGAGGCAUAUGGAAAUGGUGGAAGAAAUGGUGUUAUGGUGAUUGAUGUUAAAGAGCUUAAUCAAAUUACUAUUAAUAAUGAAACGAAUACAGCUAUUAUUGGAACUGGAAAUAGAUUAGGUCCAAUAUAUUAUACAUUAUAUCAAGCUGGGUUUUUACUUCCAGCAGGCAGUUGUCCUAAUGUUGGUAUUGGUGGACACGCUACUGGUGGUGGUUUCGGUACUGUUUCAAGAAAGUAUGGAAUGUCAUCUGAUAAUAUUAUUAGUGCUGAAAUGGUUAUAGCGAAUGGAACUUUUAUAUCUCCAAUUAACUCCACACAUAAUUCUGAUCUAUUUUUUGUGCUUCGAGGCGCUGGUAAUUCAGGUUACGGAAUAAUAACCUCUCUUACCUUCAAAAUAUAUUCUAUUCAACCAAUAGUUACCACAAUUAUUUUAUCUUACAAUUCAGAACAAAUAGAAACUUUAUUCAUGUCUCUAAGCAAAGCAGCCAAAAAUCUUGACGACAAUAUAACACCUUACCUUACACUGUUACCUGAUAGUGAUAGCUCAUACACUUGUACAGUUACUGGCGUUUAUUUGGGACCUGCAGUAGAGGCACGAAAUGCUGUCAAAGAAUUAAUAGAAUUAUCAAACCCUGCUGAAACAGAUUUUAAAGAAUCAACUUGGUGGGAAUCUGUUCUUGAAGUAUCUACAAAGGAAACCAUUCAACCAAUAUUUACUCGUAAAGCUUUCAAAGCUACUUCUUUUGUUGUUAAGCCACCGGGUCUUUCUCCAGAAGCUAUUAAAUAUUUAAGGAAUUUUAUUGAUACUAUUGAAUGUCGAACAGUAGCUUUAUUUGAUGUUUAUGCUGGUGGUGCUGUAAGCAGAAUUUCAGUAAAUAGUUCUGCAUUUAUUCAUAGAGAUAUUCUUUACAUAAUACAACUAUCAAUGAAGUUAUCAGGUAAUAGUAAAAGUGUUCAAGCUAAAUGUUUAGAGAAACAUAUACAAUUUAGACAAGAAUUUCAGGCUACAUAUACUACUUAUUUUAGCUAUCAGGAUUAUGUUGAUAAAGACCUUUUAAAUUGGACAACUAGAUAUUAUGGACUUCAUUUACCUAGAUUGAUUGGGACUAAAAAAAAAUAUGAUCCCAAUAACUUAUUUUUUUGGGAGCAAAGCAUCCCUGAAAAUUAG
Molecule: messenger RNA, 1478 nt
Organism: Scutellospora calospora
Lineage: Eukaryota; Fungi; Glomeromycota; Glomeromycetes; Diversisporales; Gigasporaceae
Source: the annotation of a GenBank genome assembly